UUGUUGUAGCAAUUCGCCGAUGCGGUUACCUGUUAAAUCUACCUUGUGUCAGGUAUUGUUGUUUACAAUCUAGCUGUGAGAUUAUUGACGUGUUGUGUGUAUUUGCAAAUUGGAUUGUACUCAAAGCUUCGUAGAAAUGAUUAAAUACAUUUUAUGCCUUUCAAUUAUCCACUUGGUCACCACAGAAUUUACGGCUCAAGACUGUCGAGAGCUGGGGUUUUUAAAGGGUCAGCUUAUGUGUUCUAGUUGCGAGAAAUUGGAUGAUUUUGCUUUGGAAGCACUCAAACCACAUUGCAGGGAGUGUUGUACUCUAGAUCAACUGCCAGCAGCUGAUCGUCGGUACCCAAAGGCUAUUUUGGAAGUUUGUACUUGCAAGUUCCGUGCUUAUCCGCAAAUCCAGGCUUUCAUAAAAAGUGGGCGUCCUGCUAAAUUCCCUAAUUUAACUAUUAAAUACGUUCGAGGUUUAGACCCUAUUGUCAAAUUAUUGGAUAACAGUGGCACUGUCAAAGAGACACUUUCGAUUACAAAAUGGAAUACUGACACCGUUGAAGAAUUCUUUGAAACUCACUUAGAAAAUGUGGGUACUGUCGGAUCCAAGGCGUCGUUCAGUGUUAUAGAGGAAGAGGACGAGAGCGAUUAUCUUAAAACAAAUAGGGUGUGACGCUUGCAUAAAUCAUAGCAAAAAUUACCAUAGAAAAUAAAUGGAAUACAAAUGCUUAAAAAAAUAUGAUUGUUUUAGGAGCAAUUCAUUUUAUCAGGUGAUUGCCUACAAAUACAAACAAAUUAAAUGAUCUUUA
Musca domestica (house fly) is the source of this 797-nucleotide messenger RNA. Its product is annotated as selenoprotein F. NCBI's taxonomy places the organism in Eukaryota, Metazoa, Arthropoda, Insecta, Diptera, Muscidae. Gene Ontology annotation, molecular function: oxidoreductase activity. The record is from RefSeq and is a predicted model, not a curated record. Gene Ontology annotation, cellular component: endoplasmic reticulum lumen. Bases 137 to 661 code for a protein of 174 amino acids. The transcript is spliced from 3 exons.